CAAUUGACGAAGAAGUGGUAAAUGUCAGAUACUAGUUUAGAGACGUCAACCGGCACCUCAGCUUCUUCAUUCGUUUAGUUUUCAGUUUCACUUUCAAAAUUCAAACUAGGCAAGAAUGGUGAGUUGGCGAUAGCACUGUGUAUGGAUUUGUUCGUUAUUGUCUUUUUUCCAUGAAUUUUUUAUAAUUAGUAAAAAAAAAAAAACAGCGAAAACUGUGCGGUUUCAAGGAAUAUGAAUUAAGGGCUUCUUGAUAGUGAAAUUGUUAUCAUUGAAAAUGGAUAUAAAAUGUGUCACUGGUGUAGCUCCGGUCAACAUUGCUUUGAUCAAAUAUUGGGGCAAAAGAGAUGAAGAGUUGAUUUUACCGUUGAACGAUUCUCUGAGUGUGACUUUGAGUACAGAAUACAUGCAUUCCAAAACCUCUAUAGCUAUAAGUCCAAAUUUCACCGAAGACGAAAUAUGGAUCAACGGACGUAAGGAGACAAUGGAUAGUUUCAGACUACGUAAUUGUAUCGCUGCGAUUAAAAAUUUAGCAAAAGAAAAAAUACCGAGCGAAGAAUUGAAUUGGAAAAUACGUAUUUGCACAGAGAAUAAUUUUCCCACCGCAGCUGGCUUGGCCUCUUCGGCAUCAGGAUUUGCAUGUUUGGUAUUCGUUCUGUCAAAGCUGUAUGGAGUUGAUGCCGAGUUAUCGAGGAUUGCUCGUUUAGGAUCUGGUAGCGCUUGUCGUAGUCUCUAUGGAGGAUUUGUACAGUGGCACGCUGGUUCAUUAGAUGAUGGUUCUGAUUCUCUAGCAAAACAAGUGUUUCCAGUACAACAUUGGCCAAAUUUACACUGCCUCAUUUUAGUCGUUAACGCUGCCAAAAAGAAAACUAGCAGUACUAUCGGGAUGAGAAGAGCUGUCGUUACAAGUCGACUAUUACCUCACAGACUCGACUAUGUCCCUCAAAAUAUCGAAAAACUGACUCAGGCCAUCAAAAGCAAAGAUUUCGACUCGUUUGCGGAGAUAACAAUACGCGAUAGCAAUCAGUUUCAUGCCAUUUGUUUAGAUACUUAUCCACCGGAAACCUAUAUGAAUGAUGUAUCUCACUGCAUCGCUUCAUUCGUGCAUCAAUACAACGCUGCUUUUGGACAUGCUAAAGUAACGUACACGUUCGAUGCUGGUCCUAAUGCUUGUUUAUUCUUAUUGGAAGAAAACGUGCCUUUGGUUUUGAAAACCAUUUUGAAAAUAUUUCCCAAUAAUACGACCGAAGAGGGGUAUCUUCGAGGAAUUCCUGUCGACGUGAAUAAAAUUGACGUGAAAAAUAUUCCGGAAAUAAAUUUGGAUAUUCCUGCGAACGCCCUCAAAUUUCUUAUUCACACCAAAAUUGGAGACGGGCCUGUGAUUUUGAAUGAUCCGGGAGAAAGUUUAAUAUCGUCUAAUGGAGAACUUCUCAAUAUCAUCUCCGAGCAAUAACUUGAAUUAUUCAAACGAAGACUGUUUUCAUUUUAAUUAGAUAUGUUACGAAUUUUAAAGCGAGCUAGUUAUUAUUUUUGGUACAUGGUGAUUUUUAUAUUGAAUCAAUUUUCACUGCAAAUAAAUUACUUAUUUCACUUA
Messenger RNA from Planococcus citri (citrus mealybug), 1591 nucleotides. RefSeq names its product diphosphomevalonate decarboxylase-like. NCBI's taxonomy places the organism in Eukaryota, Metazoa, Arthropoda, Insecta, Hemiptera, Pseudococcidae. The coding region runs from base 275 to 1450 and encodes 391 amino acids. The transcript is spliced from 11 exons. Gene Ontology annotation, molecular function: diphosphomevalonate decarboxylase activity; ATP binding. Gene Ontology annotation, cellular component: cytosol. The record is from RefSeq and is a predicted model, not a curated record. Gene Ontology annotation, biological process: isopentenyl diphosphate biosynthetic process, mevalonate pathway; isoprenoid biosynthetic process.